Molecule: messenger RNA, 6597 nt
Organism: Schistosoma bovis
Lineage: Eukaryota; Metazoa; Platyhelminthes; Trematoda; Strigeidida; Schistosomatidae
Source: the annotation of a GenBank genome assembly
UUUGUUUCAGGUCAUAAAGUGAGGAAUAAUUAACUGGUACCUUGUUAUCCUACCUCUUUACGUUUGGUAUUUUGAAACACUCGUUUAAAGUUGAGUAUCUGUUGAAUCAUUUCUUUCGCAUCCCUGUUGAAUCAUUGCUUCUUCGAAACAAAUACACAAGUGAAGAAAAAGAUUUUUUAAUUCUAUUUCCUGCUGUGUCUAUUAUUGAAAGCUGUUAAGGACAACGCUGAAUAAAGGAAACAGAAGUGUGAAAUUGGUAAAGAUAAGUUCCUUCAACAUUUGCAGCUAACUGAACUUUCAUCAAGCUAAAACUUGUUUGGAUCUAAUCCGAAGAUUUAUUCCAAUGCCAAUUCAAGCCAUUUGAUCAAGCUGGACAAUACACUCAGACGAUGAUUAAUGAUCACUUAUUUGAUUAUUCACAGGUUUCUUUGACGUAUACAGAUGCGCCCAAAGUCAAAGGUUUUAGAUUGUACAAUGUACUUUCUCAUCCUUGUGUUUUGGUAUUCUUCCACUUCUUUAUUUUGACUAUUUGUGAUGACGGGAAUGUCAUUUCAUAUAGUACAAAUAUGAAUCAACAGAAUAUUUUAAUUCCAAUUUCAAUAAAGACUUCAGACGUAUUUCGGAGUACAGCUACUUGUUCCUUUCUUAAAAUACCUACCGCCUCUGAUACGAAUGGUUUGUUCUCAGAAAUGUUGUUAUCAGAUUCUAAUCCAAGUGGAACCAUCACUUUCCGAUGCUCUCAAGCUGGCCAUGCAAUUCUUUUCUUCUGUCAUGAUAAAUCCAAUUCGAGUAUUUUGUUCUCAACUAAAAGUUUGAUCCAGUGUAGAAAACCUCCUGUUGUAUCAGUUGGUCCAAAGACAAUUCGUCUCCUGAAGAAACCAACUCCUUUUAAUCAGCGACUGAUUGUUAUAACCAGUGAGAUUGUUUCAGAAAGCAACAUUAUCGUGACAUGUCUGAAGAAAGAUGAAUCAGAUAUAUCAGUUUCGAUAAACCCUAUCACUGUAUAUUCUGGAACGUCAAAUGGAGUUGUGUCUGUUGCUAUUCAGUCAAUUUCCAAUGCUCAAUCGUUUACUAUUUCAUGUAGAGCACAAUCAAUUAAUGGUAGUCAGUAUAUGUCGGCAACAUCUGAGGGAAGCAGUUCAUCGAUCUCAUUAAUUAAUGGAGAGAUUAUCCUUACACCUAAUGAUGUGAAUUUGUAUAGUCUACAGUUUCAGGUUUUAUUGUUUCUGAAUGGAUUAAAUCAAGAUUUAGGAGUCCUUUGUAGCGUUAGUGUGGCUAACAAUGAAACACAAGCCAAUAAUUUACUCAGUGAUAAUACAUGUGGAACAGCAUCAACUAAUGUUGCAACUUCAAACAACUGGUCUAUAACACCUUCUUUAAACGAAUUUAAGGCAUCAUCAAUAUCAAGUCGUACAGAUUCACUUACACGUUUACUUACGGUGAAACGUAACUCAUAUCCAACAAAUGAAUAUGAUAAUACAAUGGAAAUAUUAAUUUUAAAAUGUUGCAGUACUACAAAAAAUGCUACAAUGGAUCCAGCAUUUGCUAAUAUUGUAACAACAAGUCGAAUUAAUGUUCUACUUAAAUCUCGUUUAAUUAUUAAUAAAGGUGAAGAAUUACCAACAGAUCAAACAUUUCCCUAUCCUGAUCCUGUAUGGACGCAAAUUUCUCCUUGUCCCUGUGACCUAACCAUAAAUACAUGUGACCUUGGAUGUCCAUGCGAUAACAUGUGUCCUGUCAAUCAGUCUACAGUCAUGUCAUCAAGUUUUUUUGGCGGUUAUUUCAAUCUUCCAAAUUAUCAUAGCUGUGAUGCAAUGUUAGAUCGAAUUGAAAAUGAAGAAAAUAAAAUUGAUUUAAUUAAUCGAGGUUUCACAAGAUUACCAGAUUAUCAUCCACUUCUAUGUGUUGCUGUUGAUAAUAGUGCAGUUCUUGGAAAAUUUCACAGUUCACUUUCACCUGCUCGUAGUCUUAAUGACUUUAGUAAGAAUACUAAAAGUGCUAAAACUGAAUAUCCAUUAGAUCGAAUUAAUGAUUUAGGUAUUCGAGAAGUUAUAGUUGAUCAAAACAAUAAAAAACAACGUUUAUAUACAAAUGGUGAUCCAUUACUUUUAAUGAUACAGCCGGUAAUUUUAACAACUUCAGAUGAUCCAUCUAUUCUCGUUAGUCAAUAUAAUGAGUAUUUUGUUUUACCUAAUGAAAUGAACUGUGAUUUUGAAUCAAAUAUUCCCGUAGAAUAUCUUUCUGAUCGAAUUACUUAUAGAUGUCCUAUUGUUUUGUCAGUCAUGCAAUGUCAAGACGCAAUCAAUAUAAAAAACAAUAUAGGGAUUGGCUGGGGACCGAGAACACUAUUGGACCGUUUAUUUGCACGUGCUUAUUUAAUUGAUGAUUUAGCAAUAUCAAGAAAUUCUGAAUCAAUAUUUCGUUUACGCAUGAAUCGUUUACGAGAUGAUACACCAGUCCCAGUAAAGGUGGAUUAUUUUUGUUUAAAGCAAAAUGAAUUACAGAACUUUACAAUGUCUUCUCAGUCAAAUGUUAAUGUAGAUCAAAUAAAUCGAACCGGUUUUUUCAAUCAUAACUGUACAUAUAAUGCAACGUCUAAAUCGACUUCAUGUAUCCCAUUACAAAAUUCAGUGAAGUCAAAUUACCUAGUCCCAACUACCUGUCCUUGGCAUAAUGCUUUCGAUCUUCCACCUGACAUUGAUUUAUCGAAUAAUAUAUGCAACAAUGUCGUAAUGAAAGUGGAUUAUAAAUUUGUAUGGUCCGAUGGAAGUAUACAAGAAGCAUUAGCUCAAGUAUAUAUGGCCAACUUACCUGUAACUAGCACUGAAAUAACAUAUUAUCAGGAAUAUUCUGUCAAAUUUAUUCAUACUACUGAAGUAGACAAUGAAAUUGACACAAAGCUACCGUCACAUCUUUAUGGUUAUGAGUUGGAUGAUUUAAUUGUAACUGGUCAAGUUACAUCAUCUUCUAUUCAACGUUUCCUAGUUCAAACGGAUGAUGAAACUAAUAUCAAAUCAGGUGUUAUAAGAACUGGCCAAGAUAUGUUAUGUGAAAAUUCAGAAAUCGAUCAGCUUAAGUUUGGUAAAACUGUGAUCACUUCCUGUCGUGUUCUUUUGGGUCUUAACGAUUUUACAAAUUGCGAUAAACUAAGAAGUCUUAUUAUUGCACGAUUAAAUCAAUUUAUACCAAGUGAAGUAAUUGCAACCUACCCACAAGCAUCUAAAACUUCACCAGAGGAUUGGAUUUUUAUACACAGGUUAAUAUUAUAUUCCAUUAGAUAUAUUAUCAUUUUCAGUGUUUUUAUAAUCACUAGUAACUACAUACUCAUAAAACAUGUUUCGUCUUUAUUCACGUAAUUUCUUCACCGGUCAAAAUACAACUUAUUGACCCUUUCACUGUACUAAGCCAAUGACGUUCGUUCAGUCUGACCAACCUAGCGUUCUAUUGGUCCGUUGCUCGCCUAGCUCGUCCAGCUGAGUUCACAAUGUCAAUAACAGCCUCCACUAUGUGGAUAAUUUAUUCCAAACAUACUGGAUUUAUAUAUCAACCAAACAGACCUCAACGCACCACAAAUUAGGAAAUAACAUUCAUACACAAUAAAGCCAAAAUGUGGCUGUGAAUGUGGGAGACAGUAGUUAAUGAACUGAGUAUAACAUAAGAAUAGUAUAUCGUACAAUAAUAAUCUAUCGGUCGAAAUGAAGCUUAUAAUAUGGGAAAUAUAGACAUACACAAUCUAAUUACUGAAUAGUUAUACCAUAAGAAUAGAUAGAUAAUAGUGGUCCAUUAAUAGGUCUCAGAAUUUACUCGUAAUUUAAUCUUCACUAGGAUAGAACAAAAUGUGUCGUGUGUUAUGUGUUAAAUUAUGAAAAUAAACUAUAACUUAUUUGAUUUUCUUGUUUAAAUCACUAAGCAGCUUUAAUUCGAUAAUCAUUUAAAUUUAGGAAGCAGUAAACUUAUUUCCUGAUGGUAUAAGACAAAUUUGCAGUUUGUAGUGUAAAUUUUAAAUUUUAAUAGUUUCCAUAAAUAUUUUGCUGUAAUAAUAAUCAUGUCAUCACUAGUGAUCAGUUUUAAGAAAUUGUUUUCGAUGGAUGAAUCUGUGACUAGCUUAGUUCAACUAUAUUGAGUACCAGACAGUUACUGAACAAUGGCAGUGAAGAAGUAGUUUUUCAACAACACAAAUUGAUCAGAGUUAUAAAUGUAUAUCAUUAAAUGAUAAUUCAAUGAUCUAGAUAUUAAGUGUACUUUGCGAGACAUGAUUGUCCUGAUUGUAAUACUCAGUGAGGUUAUAAGUAGAGUUAGGUGAGAAGUCUCAGACUUAGACGAAACAGCUGUUCAGUCCUUUGUGAUUUUUAUGCUUAUUCAACUAAGAUCAGUUCAUGGUGUGAACUAUAAAAUUGAACAAUUUACACUAAGCUUCUAUUAUUCAAGUUGAUACUUUUAAGAAAGUUGUUCAAAUUAAAAAGUUUAUACCGUAGUGCAACUUUCAUAAAACAACUGAAAUUGAAAUAAAAAUAUGGAGCUGUUACUUUUUGAAUUUCAAUGAUAGUCUAGUUAAAAUCAGUCAGCGACGAAAACUAUCAUUUAUGUAUUUUGACCAAAUCACUAAUUUAUACAUAAGAAGGUGAUUAAGGAUGAAUAUAUGUAUUAUGAGGUAGCGAAGAUUCCGAUAGAGUUAAUAAAGUAAUAAAAUUUUGUUACGAAUAAACAAAUUUUGGCAGGGAAAGUUCCAGAACAUUGAAAUAGUGAUUAGAACUAAUGGAGUUAAUAAACAUUAGAUGAUUGUAUGAUGAAGUAACUGAAAAUAGAUGAUAAUAAAGAAAGAUAUGAAUUGGAAUCAGUCAGUUAUGAAUGAUGUAAUUUGAAACUUCAGAAAGAGUUGAAAUAAUGAAUGACGUAGUAAAUAAAUAAAUAAAUUACUAAUUAUAUGAAUUGAACUUGUAACAUUAGUGUUAUAACUGUGACUGAAGAUUAGAUGGCAGAGGAUGAUUGAUCGGACCAAAGACGCGUAAAACACGUGAGAACAACCUAGAGUCCUGAUUGGUCCUGCUUUCCGCCUAGCCCAGCCAGUUAAAUCCACAACGCAAGUCUCAGCCUGUGAGAUAUGAAUAAUUAUAUUUUAAUCAUACUGAGUUUAUAUACCAAAAUCAAACCGACCACAACGUACCAAUAAAAUAUUAAACAACAUUUGUACAAGAAUUAGCCAGAUGUGGCUGUGAAUGAGGGAGGUAUUAAUCAAUAUACUGGGUAUAACUCAAGAAUGGUAAAACGUAUAAUAAUGGUUCAUAGGUCAAAAUAAAGCUUAUAAUAAGUGGAAUAUGAAUAUGCAUAGUUUAGUUACUUAAUAAUUAUACAAUAGAAAUAUACGUUUAAUAUUUGUCCAUAAAGCAUCCCAAAGUUACCAUUCAUUAUAUUUUUCGGGUCCCAACAAUUAGCUAUCGGGUAAAUUAUCAUGUAAAAUGAACAAAUGAACUUAAUGUGUUUUUUUAAAAUAAGAAACAGUAAUAAUUGGUCAUUUAAUAAUAAGCAAUAUCGUAUUGCUGGUUCAUUUCUACUGGUUGAAUUAGAAUAAUUUGACAUUAAUUGUAUACACUACUUUCACCGUUAGUAAAUUGAAUGUAGUAGUCAGCAAAUUCUGAAUUUAAGUUUUACAUUGAUUACCACUUGUCAAUAAGAUAUGUCUAUCCUCUUAAAUAAAUUAAUAUUUUUCAUAUGCGAUCAAACCCUUGCUACUCAGUGACACAGACACGGUUGUUAUUGCUAACCUAUCAGGUCUCUUGUAAGCACAAAGUGUCUAUAUUAAUAGAUCACUUGCUAAAAACUAAUGUUAUAAUGACCAGUUUAUAAAACUAGUGAAUUUCCUUCAAUCUCUAUCGAUUAAUUAAUAUCAAAGAGGAACUAUAGUUAGUAUUAAGGGUUUGUGAAGAUUGAUGAGUUUGCUAGUUUAUAGUACAGAAUGAUCUUAGUUAAACAACUAUUGAGAAACAGGAAAAACUAAACAGCCAUUUCCUCUCUAGUACGAGAAUUCUCAACAGUUUACAUUCGCCACCUUACCUGAAAUUAAAUCCAGGACUUUUAGGUUCCCUAACUAAUGCUUAACCAUUCGAACAUUGCGUCAGCGUCCAACGAGGAAAUUCGAGCUUAAAUCAAUUUAUAAUAUGGAACGUUUAUCAUUCGAUGCCACUGUAGACAACCGUUUCACUCCCGACAUGUUUAAAGGAAAGUAUUAGUAAUUAGUGUUCAACAGUUUUAAAAUUCAGCAUAUCCUUUCGUUUGAAUUUCUGGUUCACAGUGGCUUAUUUAUUAUUAGAAUAUGUAAGUAUUAGUAACCAACUUAUAUCCAAGGUAAUAAAAACUGCUGAAACAGUUAACAUUAAGUAUAAAGAAGAUAAAAAAUAAUCAAUUUAAUAUUACUCACUGACCUUUAACUAAAUAUAGAGACUAGCCUUUAAUUAAUCAGUAGAAAGCAAACAAAAAAGUGAUGGCUACAUAGAGUUAUGAUUAUAUAACUUUCACAUUAUGUUGGCUAGAGGCUAAAGGCGGCCAAACCAAAACAUGACACAAGUCCAUGAAGUUACUGACAAGUGGACUGAGUCAUGU